GAACUUUUCGAUAUGUUUAUUAUAAAUUUUGAAAUAGACUCUAUUACAGUAUUACUAUUACUAUUUAGCAAAAGAGAAUUUUACAGUUAAACAGUUAGAAAUCUAGAAUUUAUAGAUCUAAAUCUAGCUAGACUAGAUCUGUGACUCUACUUACACUUCUUCUAGCUCUAGGUUCUGAUUAUGGAAUUUGGAUCUAAUUUUAUUUUGGUAGGUGGUGAUGAUGAGGAUGAUUAUCAGGCAGAGCAAGAAGAAGAAGAAAUUGAUCCAGUAGAUUACAACUAUGGGGCCUCGCAUGGGGCAUCAGUUGGACAUGUUUAUGGAUUUGAGUGUGAGAUAAUGGAGUCAGAAGACAAUGAAGAUGACACUCCUGUAACAUUUGCAGCAGAAGAGGCUAAAAAGCCAACCAAAACCAAAGUUAAUACAAACACAAUUAGUCUGACAAUGUCAUCAUUGAAAGAACCUCCUGAAGCAACUAUAUUGGCAGAUCCCAUCAGAUGUGACAACCCUAAGUGUGGCGCUUUCUUUUCGGAUAUAGAUAAGUGUCAUGAUGGAGAGCCAUGGAAAUGCAAAUUUUGUGGCACUGAGAAUAAACCCAGUAAAUGGCCUGAAGUCAAAGUCCAAGAUGUCUUGUAUGCUCAUGAUGGUCAGGUCCCAUCCAUGGAUAUUUCUGAAUCAACCCAGACUAUUAUUUUUGUUGUUGACGUUUCUGGAAGUAUGGGCAGAACAUUACAGAUUGCUCAGAUGAGCUCCACACUCCAAGAAAUAGUAACUAGUGAACAUACAGCGUACUUGCAGGAAAUGAGUCAAAUCCUAGGGAUGAACAUCACUGCUGAACCCAAUGUGAGGAUCACUGAAGUAUCAUGGCUCCAAGCUGUGAAAGCUUCUAUCAUCGACCAGCUGGUGCAGCUCAAAGAGAAAUGCCUGAGAGAUAAUAAGCCACAGCCUAAAGUUGGUCUGAUUACCUUUGGAGAUAUUGUGACUCUAUAUAAAGAUGGCUGGGGUGAGCCCAUUAAAAUUGAAGGUGGCCAGCUUGCAGAUUACUAUGAGCUGCUUAGGCUGGGUACAGAAAACUCUGACCUUGGUUCCCUCUCUGACACAUGUCGCAGUAUUGAGACUUGUGUUAGAUCGUUAAAGUGUGAUGGUCAAACAGCCCUUGGUCCAGCACUUGUAGUGGCACAAGGAAUGGUCAUUGGAUCAAAAGGUUCUAAAAUUAUCAUCUGCACCGAUGGGGUCUCAAAUGUUGGAAUAGGCAAUCUGGAUUCCACUCCACCACAAGAAAUUGCUACGUUUUUCAAAAACGUAAUCCAAAGAGGAAAAGACUCAGGAACAUCAAUUUCUGUCCUGUCAUUUGAUGAGUGUAAAAUGGAAAAACUUGGUCCUGUAGCAGAAGAAACCGGUGGAAUUGUGGAUUUCAUCAAACCAACACAGCUAGGUAGUCGCCUAAAAGAUGAAUUAAGUCGAGCAACUAUAGCGACCAAUGCCCUAAUCAAGUUUGUGGUUCAUAAAAGCAUGUACAUACAAGUUUUAGAUGAGGCAAUGAAAGAAUGUUCCUGGGAUUAUUUUAUUGGCAAUAUACAGAUGGACAAGAAAGUUCCUUUUUGCUUUGCACCCAGAUCUGAAGAUACAGACAGUGCACAAACUUCAGAUGUUAAUGAUCCAGAACUGUUAGCACACGGGUAUCCAUUCCAAGUACAAAUAUAUUUUACAGACAUGAAAGGUAAUUCAGCCUGGAGGGUUUGGACAAAAUGUAAACCAGUAACUAGAAGCAGAAAAGAAGCUCAGCUGGGUAUGAACCAAAACAUAGUUGUGGAGAAUUUCAUGCAGAACUCUGCUUCACUUCUGCUCAGUUUGAAAGAGAAUCCUAGUGAACUCAAACUUCAGGCAAACAAAAUUGUGGAUCAAAUCAACCAGAUUUGUAAACAAAAGAGCAAUGAUGUAGCUUUGUACAGAAAACUGAUGGAUUUCUUACAGGUUGCCAGCACUAUUGUCCACUCACAUGACAGAACAAUUACUGAAGAGACGAUAGCAAAUCUCUUUAAAAUUCAAGCACUAAGAUCAAUUGGUAAUUGAAACAAUGCCACUUUUGGAGUAUAAAAUAUACAACAAUAUUGCUGUACUGCUGCCAAUUAUGUACUUUUGAAUUUCUACUCUAAGUGUCUUUCUGUCUGCAGAGUGGUAUAUUGUAAAAAGGGGUCGCUGAGCUUAAAAGGUUGCGAACCGCUGGUUUAGACUGAGAUGCAAUUUAUACUUGUGUAUUUGGUGGAUGUGUUUUUUUCCCAUGAUUCCAGUAAAAUAAAAAUGUUUAAAAUAUAUCUACCUAACUAAACAUGUUUUAAUUUUAUUGAAGUUUUUAUCUUAGUUUUUAAUAGCUGGUAAAUAUUUUGCGAUAAUAAUGGUGGUUGGUCGUUGUGCUGGCCCCAUGACACCCUGCUCAUUAACCAUUGGCCAAAGAACAGAUGGCCUAAUCAUCAUCUGCCCUUUAGAUCACAAGGUCUACUAGGGGAACUUUACUAUGUUGGGAUAUUUAUACAUAUGAAUGCUGUACGACAAUAAUAUAUGACUAUCAUUGUUAAAUAGAAAUGUAUUUGUGACUAUCAUUGUUAAAUAGAAAUGUAUUUGUGACUAUCAUUGUUAAAUAGAAAUGUAUUUGUGACUAUCAUUGUUAAAUAGAAAUGUAUUUGUGACUAUCAUUGUUAAAUAGAAAUGUAUUUGUGACUAUCAUUGUUAAAUAGAAAUGUAUUUGUGACUAUCAUUGUUAAAUAGAAAUGUAUUUGUGACUAUCAUUGUUAAAUAGAAAUGUAUUUGUGACUAUCAUUGUUAAAUAGAAAUGUAUUUGUGACUAACUGUUUGACUCUUGGAAUAAUGUGUUCCAUGUAUUUUUACAUGUAAAUGUUGCCUUAUAUUUCUUUUGUAUAAUUGAAUUAUUGUGUAAAUUGCUUGAUUGUAAAAUAAAUUCAGAAAGGAUAAUUUUUUUUUCUAUUAUUAUUAAUGUUACCAUUUCAUUGAUUGGACAAAUCCAUUCUGCCCUGACCUGCUAAUAAUUGAACUUCUUACAUAUAGUGCACACAUUAAGUUUGGGCAAUAAAAGCCAAGUCCAUAAUAAUAUUUGUUUAGCAAUAUAUUUAUAUAUGUACUGCAUAAAAUUAUUUGUGCUUACACAAACUUAGCAUAUUGUGACUCAAGUAAUAUGCUUUUGGUUAUUGUAAAUGCUUGAUUUUAUUUGAAGAUGUUUGUUUUAAUGCAGCUAUUCAAAUAGUUAAGUUUACAUUUAAAUGCUGAGUUAUUUAAAUGAUAAAGUUCCUCUGUGUUUGGAGAUGUGAAUGAGAAUGUUAUCUUCUAUAUUUCUUUGUUAAAUUUAAAUAGCAUGUGCCUUUGUAUCGCAUAUUUUUAAAUUUUUGAAUCUAGAAAAAAAAAGUUCUAUUGAUAAAACAACUAUGUACAAAAUCAAAUGUUAUUUUGCACUUACAAACUAGUUGAGGCAUUACAUAAUUCUAUGUUAAUAAUUAAAAUUGUUUUAAUACAUUUGUCAAGCAGUUCUAAUUUAGGCACAUUCUGGGUUUAAUAACAUCUACCCCUUUUUUUCAUUCCUUUCAUUUUAGAGAGCUAUACUGCUGUUACAUGAAACUGUCGUUUGUGAUAAAUUUUUCAAGUUUAAAAUAAAAUAUUUAUUUUCAUAAA
Molecule: messenger RNA, 3678 nt
Organism: Biomphalaria glabrata
Lineage: Eukaryota; Metazoa; Mollusca; Gastropoda; Planorbidae
Product: circularly permutated Ras protein 1-like
Exons: 16
Coding region: 181-2070 (629 amino acids)
Biological process (GO): COPII-coated vesicle cargo loading; endoplasmic reticulum to Golgi vesicle-mediated transport; intracellular protein transport
Cellular component (GO): COPII vesicle coat; endoplasmic reticulum exit site
Molecular function (GO): SNARE binding; zinc ion binding
Source: RefSeq, a predicted model, not a curated record